Molecule: messenger RNA, 1682 nt
Organism: Spinacia oleracea (spinach)
Lineage: Eukaryota; Viridiplantae; Streptophyta; Magnoliopsida; Caryophyllales; Amaranthaceae
Product: methyltransferase-like protein 2
Exons: 9
Coding region: 39-1364 (441 amino acids)
Cellular component (GO): nucleus
Molecular function (GO): methyltransferase activity
Source: RefSeq, a predicted model, not a curated record
GAUCCCUCCGCAAACCAAGACAGAAUAGCAAAGCAAAAAUGGCGGGCACUGAGAAUAAUGAACUCAUGUUAGAGUUCCAGAAAAGUGGCGUUUACAAAAUCCCUAAUUCACAAACAUUCUUCGUUGAUCCUGUUCGAAUCCUCAAUCGUAACUACACCCAAUUUAGGGUUUGCUCUUCUUCCUAUUACUCUCGCUUCUUCACUUCCAGUUUCACCAUUGAUGAACAAAAUGAAAAAAUUGAAGAAAAAUUUAGGGUUUCUGCAAGCAGUGGAAAGAGAAAACGGACACAAAGGAGGAAGCAAUGUUAUUCUCUUAAUGAGAAAGAACUACUGGCCGAUCAGCGACACCAGGAAAUUAGGCCUUUACUAGUGAAGGCACAUGAGGAAUUUCUAGAAGCUAAGAAGCUGUUAAAUGUGAUUUGUGAGCUUAAUUGUGAAAUUGAGGGUUGGGAAUGUUGUGCUGAAUUGAACGGUGGAAUUAAAGAAGAAGAAGUUUCGUUUAUUGAGCUUGGGAAAGUUUGGCAAGCUCCUUUGUAUGAUAUUGCUCUUGAUUUUACUCAAGCUAACAAACAUGUUAGAAAAAAUGGAGGUUCCCCCUGUACUCAGCAUGAUGAUCAAGAGUUACUCCCAUUAUUCAAUAACUUAGUUUCAAACGAUACAAGCUAUGAUAUGGUGUCGGAAUUCCAGACAAUUCGGUACAUUUUACCAAAAGAUAGCUGCUUUUACAUGUCUGAACUGGAGCAGAUUCACAACCUUGUUCCUGCUGACUCGGAAUGUGGCUUUAAUUUUAUAAUGAUCGAUCCACCGUGGGAAAACAGAAGUGCCUAUCAGAAGUCAAAGUACCCUACUUUGCCAAACAAGCAUUUUUUGUCACUUCCUAUUAAGCAACUUAUUCAUACAAGUGGAGCUCUUGUAGCUUUAUGGGUGACAAACAGGGAGAAAUUGCGGAAAUUUGUUGAGAAUGAACUAUUUCCAGCAUGGGGAGUCAGAUAUGCAGCUACAUUAUAUUGGUUGAAAGUAAAAGCUAACGGGACUUUGAUAUGUGACCUAGAUCUCUUUCAUCAUAGGCCAUAUGAAUGCCUUCUUAUUGGUUACAUUGACAGACAUGUGACAGAUUAUGAGCUGCCAUCCAUAGUAAAGUCUUUAAAGGAUCAAGUAGUGAUGACCAUUCCAGGGGACUAUUCAAGAAAGCCCCCGGUUGGAGACUUGCUCCUGGAGUAUGUACCAGGACCAAGACCUGCUCGUUGCAUCGAGCUAUUUGCCAGAGAAAUGAUGGCUGGAUGGACAUCUUGGGGUAAUGAACCUCUGCACUUUCAAGACAUGAGAUAUUUCUCAAGGAAGAUAACUGGGAAAUGUACCAAGUAAAGAGAAUCGCUCAAGCAUAUUCAGAGAUUAUACUAUUACUGACACUAGUUGAGGCGAAGAGUCUGUGUUUUAACUAUGUCGCCGCUGAAGAUGACUUUGCUUCCAAAUUGUAAAAUUUCUUUGAUAUUUACUCCCAAAUCAAUUGAGAAUUAGUAGUAUGUGGGGUACAUAUUCACCAUUAGUGAUAUCAAUCACUUUGUAUUUUUAUUAAUAGUGAGUAUUGAGUGACCAACUAAAUAAGUCUUCCCCCAAAUUCCUACAGUACACUUAUCAAGUACUCCAUCCGUAUCGAAAUAAUUAGGAUAAUUUACCUUUUCA